AUGGCUCCUCCUCAGGGUCUGUUGACAUUCAGGGAUGUGGCCAUAGAAUUCUCUCAGGAGGAGUGGAAAUGCCUGGACCCUACUCAGAGGACUUUAUACAGAGACGUGAUGGUGGAGAAUUAUAGGAACCUGGUCUCCCUGGAUAUCUAUUCCAGAUGCAUGAUGAAGGAGUUCUCAUCAAUAGCAAAAGACAAUACAGAAGUGAAUCACACAGGGACAAUGCAAAGACAUAAAAUUCAUCCCACUGGAGAUUUUUGCUUCCAGGAAAUUGAGAAAGAUAUUCAUAACUUUGAGUUUCAGUGGCAAGAAGAUGAAAGAAAUAGCCAUGAAACACCCAUGACAAAAAUAAAAUGGUUGACUGGUAGUACAGACCGAUAUAAUCGAAGGCAUACUGGAAAGAAGCCUAUUAAAAAUCAGCUUGAAUUAAGCUUUCAUUCACAUCUGCAAAGACAUAGGAGAAUUCAUACUGGAGAAAAACCUUAUAAGUGUAAUGAUUGUGGCAAGACAUUCAGUCAGAUGUCAUCCCUUGUAUACCAUUAUAGACUUUAUACUGGAGAGAAACCUUACAAAUGUGAAGAAUGUGAUAAAACUUUUCAUUUCAAAUCAAACAUUGAAAAUCACAGGAUAAUUCAUACUGGAGAGAAACCUUACAAGUGUAAUGAAUGUGGCAAGGCUUUUAAUCAAAAAACAAGCCUUGCACAACAUCAGAGAGUUCAUACUGGAGAGAAACCUUACAAGUGUAAUGAAUGUGGCAAGGUUUUUAAUCGAAAACCACACCUUGCACAUCAUCAUAGAAUUCAUACUGGAGAGAAACUUUUCAAGUGUAAUGAGUGUGGCAAGACCUUCAGUCAAAAUUCAGUCCUUGUAAUUCAUAAGGCAAUUCAUACUGGAGAGAAAUCUUACAAGUGUAAGGAAUGUGGCAAGUCCUUCAGUCAGAAGUCAUCCAUUACAAGCCAUCAUAGACUUCAUACUGGAAAGAAACCUUACAGAUGUGAAGAAUGUGACAAAGUUUUCAGUCACAAAUCAAGCCUUGAAAAGCAUAGGAGAAUUCAUACUGGAGAGAAACCAUACAAAUGUAAGGUUUGUGACAAAGCUUUCGGGCGUGAUUCACACCUGGCAUGACAUACUAGAAUUCACACUGGAGAGAAACCUUACAAGAGUAAUGAAUGUGGUAAAGUUUUUAGUCAAAAAGCAAAGCUUGCAUGGCAUCAUUGAAUUCAUACUGGAGAGAAACCUUACAAAUGUGAAGAAUGUGACAAAGUCUUCAGUCAAGCUUCAUCGUAUGCAAAACAUAGGAGAAUUCAUACAGGAAAGAAACCUCACAAGUGUGAUGAUUGUGGCAAAGCCUUUCCUUCACGUUCACAGCUCAUUACACAUCAGAGAAUCUAUACUGGAAAGAAAGCUUACAAAUACUGUAAGUAAAAUAUCUUCACUGUGAGGUCACUCCUUGAAGAACAUCAGAAAAUUCAUUCUUGAGAUAAUCGUUGCAAAUGCCAUGAGUAUAGCAAACCAUCACACGUUAAUUGA
Molecule: messenger RNA, 1527 nt
Organism: Mandrillus leucophaeus (drill)
Lineage: Eukaryota; Metazoa; Chordata; Mammalia; Primates; Cercopithecidae
Product: zinc finger protein 320-like
Biological process (GO): regulation of DNA-templated transcription
Source: RefSeq, a predicted model, not a curated record